AUGGGCCCCAUCCGGCUCCUGCUGAGCACCCGGGAGCUGGGAUUUGGGAGCAGCAGGAGGGACGUGAUCCGGUGGCUGAAAAAGGUGAUUUUGUUUAUUGUUGCUUCUGGAGAGUUCCUCUCUGGUUUGGACAGUAAAUCCGCUGCCUUCGCAGAGGGUUUCUCCGUCCAAGAGCUGCAGCACAAGGAAAGAAUUAGCGUCUUGCCUUGGGUCCGGAUGCGGAGCUGUUGCUACUUCACACUGCUGCUGGCGGUUUUGAAAAUGGUGACCUUCACCAAGCGCAAGUUCGGCUUGAUGAAGAAAGCCUACGAGCUGAGCGUCCUGUGCGACUGCGAGAUCGCCCUCAUCAUCUUCAACCACUCCAACAAGCUGUUCCAGUAUGCCAGCACCGACAUGGACAAGGUGCUGCUCAAGUACACCGAGUACAAUGAGCCCCACGAGAGCCGGACCAACGCGGACAUCAUCGAGCUGCCGCAGAGGCCGGCCAGCGCAGGGGCGAUGCUGGGGGGAGAACUGAACAGCACGAACGGAGCCUGCCCCAGCCCCGUGG
Opisthocomus hoazin is the source of this 550-nucleotide messenger RNA. The record is from RefSeq and is a predicted model, not a curated record. Lineage: Eukaryota; Metazoa; Chordata; Aves; Opisthocomiformes; Opisthocomidae.